AUGGAGACAUGGUCGCUGAAGGGCGGUGUUCAGGAGGGGGCUCUGGCAGCCAAGAAGGUCGCAGCGGGCGUGGAGGAGCUGCUCGCACAGAUUAUCAAAUUGGUCGCCGCCCUCACUCUGAAGAACAGCUUGGAGAUCAGAGAGCUCCAGGCGGCUGCAUUCAUCAUGAUAUUCUGCCAGACUGACAUCAAGUACAUCUCCGAGGCCUGGCGCACGAGCAAGCAGUACGCCGACACGUGCAAGGCUGCGGCAGAGGGCCGAGGACAAAAGCCCCUGGGUGAGCCACACGUGCACGUCUGGGCCAACCUCACCGCCCUGGCGGCCACCGACGACCAUCUGAGCCCGGAAGAGAGGACCGUGGUCACCAACCACCGCUCUGCAGCGUCGGAUCCCGACGCCUUGGUACAUGUGUGCAAGGUUCGUAGAGCCUUCCGGGACACCAACAAGAAGCUCUUCCUGGCCACGGCCCAGGAGGCCAAGGAGCUGACGCGCAUCAUGGUGAAAGCCAUCUCUGCAAGUGGCGGCGUGCAGAAGUACGGCCAGGCCCCCCGUGCGGGAGGCGAGCGCAAGUUACAGGUCCUUUUGGACGAGCUGCGCAAGAUUGUCCCAGACGCGCCCUGCAAAGGCAGCAUGGAGGAACUCUGA
Messenger RNA from Prorocentrum cordatum, 645 nucleotides. The record is from the annotation of a GenBank genome assembly. Lineage: Eukaryota; Dinophyceae; Prorocentrales; Prorocentraceae.